Marmota flaviventris (yellow-bellied marmot) is the source of this 2625-nucleotide messenger RNA. It is a transcript of the gene Fam194c, whose product is annotated as chromosome 20 C3orf20 homolog. NCBI's taxonomy places the organism in Eukaryota, Metazoa, Chordata, Mammalia, Rodentia, Sciuridae. The record is from RefSeq and is a predicted model, not a curated record.
AUGAGUGACAAGAGCAACCGCGAGCUGUACCAGCAGUACACGGCCUUGGCCCCCAGGCUGCUGGCCCGGGUCUCCAAGCUCCUCAUCCUGUGCCGCGGCGCGGGCAUCGCUGUCCCCAAGGGCGUCAGGAACAUCUUCGAGUUCACCUGGGAGGAGCUCAUCACCGACCCCGCGGUGCCCACCGCAUCCAGCAUCCCAGGCCUGGACGUCAGCCUCGGAUGUCCCCCAGUGCCACCCGUGGAACCCACCCCGGUGCCAUCCCUGGUCCAGAAGAAGCCGCCCCGGGCUCCACCCCCGCUGUCCACUCUGCCCACCGCCGCGGGCUCAGCCAAGCUGUCUGGCCCCUCUCCCAUCCCCGCCCGCCACACGGGCCAGGAGACCCUGCACAGGUUCCAGCGACAGUCCAUCCACCUGCUGACCGAGCUCCUCGCCCUGAAGAUGAAGGCCAUGCUCGAGUCCGCCUCUGCAGGCGCCAACCCCAUGGACAUCACCAGGCGCUUCGUGGAGGCCAGCCAGCUCCUUCACCUCAGUGCCAAGGAGACGGCCUUCGACUACCUGAUCGGCACCGUCGGGAGGAACGGCUACAGCGCAGGGCCCGCCGUGAGAGAAUCCCUCAGGAACAUGUCCGCCAUGGGUGUGAACUCGCCUUACCAGCUCAUCUACCAGUCUUCCACCGCGUGCCUCAGCUUCUCCCUGUCCACCGGGAAGGAGAUCAAGAAGAAAACAGGUCCCGGCAAACUCAAGAUCCCAGAGGACUCGAGUAUGUCACCCCCGCAGCAAACAGUGGGACCCUCUCCUGAAAGUGUGGAGUUCACUGACCCCUGUCCCGAGGCUCGGGAAAAGUUGCAGGAGAUGUGUCGCCUCAUAGAAGCCGAGAGGACCUCGUGGAAAGGCAAGAGCGUCUUCUACCCCAUGAUCCUCCGCAACUACUCCACCAAGCUGCCCCUGCACCCCUCCAAGGGGGACGCGCAGGCGCUCGGGGUGCAGCCGUCCCACGGGGUGUGCGCUCCGGUGGCGACGCCCUUCCCGCACCAGGCCCCCGCCCAGGCCGUCUCCCUGCUGCGUCCCUCUCAGGAGUGGAAGGUGCCCAGGAAGAGCGCCAAGCUGCACUACUCCUUCUACGACGGCUCCUCCUUCGUCUACUAUCCUUCUGGAAACAUCGCCAUGUGUCAGAUCCCGACCUGCUGCCGGGCCAGAGCCAUCACCUGUCUUUUUAGUGACACACCUAACUUCCCCUUUCUGGCCCUGUUCAGCGCCGAAGGCCACGGCUACGUCCACUAUAACGCAAAGUCCUGCUCCCCGAACGUCUUGGUCUUCGAUGAUGAAGGCGGGACCACCAAUGACCACAAGGGCUACAUCGUCCACAAGUGGAGCUGGACCUCCAAGACGGAAACUCUGCUCUCCCUGGAGUACAAGGUGAACGAGCAGAUGAAGCUGACGAUGCUGGGGCAGGACUCCGUCGUGGUCACCUUCACCUCCCUGAACGAGACGGUGACGCUCACUGUGUCGGCCAGAACCUGUCCCCACGUGACCACGCCAGAGAAACGGCCGCCCCGCAGGAUCGGGGGCUCGGACGACAAGGUGUCAAAGCUGACCCGGGCCCUGGUGGAGAUCCAGAGGAGGUUCCAGAAGACGGUGACCCAGUUCAUGAACUCCAUCCUGCUGGCUGCAGGUCUGUUCACCAUCGAGUACCCCGCCAAGAGGGAGGACUCCGACAUCGGCCGGGUGAGGCUGAAGUCCGGGUCUCACCUGGAAAAGGCCUUCAAGUCCAGUUCCCACAUGGCCGACAUCCUCUCCCGCUCCCAGUCGGCCCGGCCAGAUUCCCUUGUCGAAGAGUCUAUAAAGGAGGAUGCAGAGUCUAUUUCCAUGAGCCCCUCCCGGAAGAAGGGCACCAGAGUCCACACCAGGGCCUCCAUCACGUCCAGGGGGAAGAUGGCCAAAGAGGUGCACAGCCCCACGCGGUGGGCGGCCUCGCCCUCCGACUGCCCCCUGAUGCUGCGGAAGCUGCUGCGCAGAGAGGACAUCCGGGCCGGCUGCAGGUGCAUGGUGAAGGCCCCCCUGGUGUCCGACGUGGAGCUGGAGCGCUUCCUGUCGGCACCCCGCGACCCCAGCCAAGUGCUGGUGUUCGGGAUCGUCUCCAGCCAGAGCCCGGGCAGCACGGCGCAGCUGCAGUGGGUGCUGGACACCCUGUACGACCACGAGCAGCAGGGCCGCGCCUCGCCCUGCAUCCAGUGUCGCCACGACCCCUACCGCCUGCUGCGUUACGACCUGCACGGUCCCCUGCAGAAGAGCCCGGCCCUGCUGGCGAAGAGGUUCGCUGUGGUCCAGGGCAUGAUCCUGAUGUUUGCUGGGGGGAAGCUCCUCUUCGGGGGCCGCGUUUUGAACGGCUACGGCUUCAGCAAGCAGAACCUGCUCAAACAGAUCUUCCGGGCCCGGCAGGACUGCAAGAUGGGCUACUUCCUGCCGGACAACUACAAGUUCAGCGUUUCAGCCAUUAUCCCAAGCCUGGAAGAUUCUGAGCCAGCUAAGAAGGCCGCGUCAGGGGAUCUCGAAGGAAGCGUCUCCUCGCUGGCCCUGGGAGACAGGGUGGACAAGGAGAUCGCUUCCCCGGUUGACGUGAAGUAG